Molecule: messenger RNA, 1371 nt
Organism: Daldinia decipiens
Lineage: Eukaryota; Fungi; Ascomycota; Sordariomycetes; Xylariales; Hypoxylaceae
Product: DUF1295-domain-containing protein
Exons: 3
Coding region: 298-1338 (346 amino acids)
Biological process (GO): lipid metabolic process
Cellular component (GO): membrane
Molecular function (GO): oxidoreductase activity, acting on the CH-CH group of donors
Source: RefSeq, a predicted model, not a curated record
UAAGACAUCGGGUGUUUAAAAGCAUGUUGCGGUAAUAUCGAUACGAUAAAAUAGAAUAAUAAAAGUCCCCUGACCUAGGUUAGGGGCUCAUAAGAUCCCAAUAAGAAUCAUUUAACAAGACGAUCAAGACUCAAGAGUGGGGGCUGCCACACCGACUCCCAAUAGACAAAGCAUUCUCUUUUCCUACGGCUGAGAAUGCCAUCUACGUCACCACAAAGUCGUGACAUAUUUGACUCUUUAAAGCAAUAAUACCUACCUAGGUAUAUAUAGCGUUUAUCAAAGUUAGGUACCUGGGUCAUGUCUGUCUAUCAUACCUGGUCCCCAAUUCAUACCCCUGACCCGACCAUCUUCACGAUGGCAUCAAGCAUGCUACACAAAUUCCUCCACUUAACCAACUUCCGGAGCCCCUUCCUGCGCACCGUCGGUCCCAGCGUCGCAGCAGCCUUUGCGUUGCAGACAGCGGUAGCAAUCCCGUCAAUCGCCGCCCAAAGCGAGCGUUUCUACGACGUUUCCGGCUCCGCGACGUUCCUGACCGUCUCCCUGCUGAGCUUGUACCUUCCCAGCCUCCGUGCGCGCGCCGCCGCAUCGCUGGCCGGUGCCCCGAAGCCGCCGUUACCAAGCCUGUUAAGUCCGCUUACCACCGCGACCGCCGGCUUCCAUUGGCGCCAGGUAGCGCUGAGCGCCGCCGUGGUCUUUUGGUCGGUUAGAUUGGGCACGUACCUCUUCGGCCGCGUCCUCCACCAAGGCCACGACUCCCGCUUCGACACGCUCCGGGGGUCGCCGGGGAAGUUCGCUGGCGCCUGGUUCGGCCAGGCGACGUGGGUAUCGCUGUGUCUAGCGCCCGUGGUAGCCGUCAACGCGGUCGCGCCCGCGGCGCUCGCUGCGGUGCCGCUGCGGGUAACCGAUGUCUUGGGCUUGGCGCUGUUUGCCGGCGGGUUCGCGCUCGAGAUCGUUGCUGAUCGGCAGAAGGGUGAGUGGCUGCGCCGCCGCAAGGAGAAACUGCAUGAUGAGUUGUUCAUGACGAAGGGUCUGUGGAGUCGGAGCCAGUACCCAAAUUACUUGGGAGAAUGUACGCUGUGGACGGGUAUAGCUAUCACAGCUGCUGGUGUCUUGGUGGCACGUCCAGUUCAGGUUGGACUUGGGUUUUCAGGUGGUUUGAUGGGCAAGCUCCUGGUCUUGGCGGCAUCGUGUGUGAGCCCGGCGUUUGUAACCUCUUUGCUGUUGAAAGUGUCGGGCGUGCCGUUGAGUGAGAAGAAGUAUGAUGCCAAGUACGGCCAUCGUAAAGACUAUCAGGAGUGGAAGCGAAAUACGCCCAAGUUCUUCCCCAAGUUAUACUAAGGUGUUAUGACAAUAUAUAUGUAUUAUAUUUGU